Molecule: messenger RNA, 1000 nt
Organism: Drosophila arizonae
Lineage: Eukaryota; Metazoa; Arthropoda; Insecta; Diptera; Drosophilidae
Product: nuclear transcription factor Y subunit gamma-like
Source: RefSeq, a predicted model, not a curated record
CAAAAACAUUAUGAAAAAGUUCUGCCUUGAAGUGUUUGUUUAUUUAUGACGACUGUAUGAUAUGAACUAAGGAAAUAAAUCGAGUCUGUGAUGAAGUGACAGCCAGACAGACAGACUGACUGACUGACAGUAGACAGCAAGAGUUAUGAAGCUGACUUUAGAUUUGAUUUGAAUUCUGACUAAGAUCUAAGUAGGUUAAAGCGCAUGAUUCCUGCUUGAUUUUAGCUUGCCUUGGGAAUGUAGCCGCCUUAGUCCUGGAGAAAAAGUUCAGACUGCAAGGGUAUACAUAGUAUUGUAGAAUAUGCCAGUAUAUAGAGACGUACAUAUAUGUAGUUUGAUAAUUUGUGCAUAUAUUUUGUUGGUAUACAUAUAACCUAAAAUUUUACCCAUUGGAAGAUCGGCCAAUUCAUCGCUGACCAGUGCGCAGAGCAAUUGCCGUUGCACAAAUAGUUUAAGAAUGUACACAGAGAGGGAUAGACUUAUAUUAACGUCAGAGCAGCAGCAGCAGCAGCAGCAACAGCACACGGACUCGUUGCAUCAUAGACAAGGACAGCAUGCUCGCCAGCGUCGGCAGGUACGAUUGCACCUGAAUAGUCCAUCCUCUGAUGGCAGCUGCUAUUCGCUGGCCAUGGCCGGGCUGGGCGGCCAGGGCGCGGCUGGGGGCAGCCGGACGCAGGUGAAGACGCUCUCAUCGUUCAUCAGCGAGCAUCCCGAGGAGCUGGUUAGCAAUCACAGCCAUCACAGCAAUCACAGCAAUCACAGCAGCCACAGCAACAGCAGCAACAACCACAACAAGAACGACAGCAAUCCCAGCAACCAGACAACCAAAUGGAAGAGCCUGCGGGCCGUUAUGGCCUAUUACUGCUCAUUGCGGCGCAUUAAGAGGAACGGUGCUUUUACAGCUUUUACAUACAGUACAAGAACCCAACUAACUAAGCUAAACUCAAACUAAUCUAACUAAUCAAGCAACUAUCUAACGUUAUGUACUACUACUACUACU